Molecule: messenger RNA, 651 nt
Organism: Brassicogethes aeneus
Lineage: Eukaryota; Metazoa; Arthropoda; Insecta; Coleoptera; Nitidulidae
Source: the annotation of a GenBank genome assembly
AUGAGUGUUUUGUAUUGUGAUUUUAGGAAAGGAGUGCCGCGUCAUCCAUUGUGUCCGUUAAUUGGUUUACCAAUUGAAAGUGGAGGUGGUGAAGGUAAAUGCCUUUACAUUGACACUGAAGGAACUUUCAGACCUGAAAGAUUGCUGGCAGUUGCUGAAAGAUACCAAAUGAAUGGACAAGAUGUUUUAGAUAACGUAGCUUAUGCAAGGGCUUAUAAUACUGAUCACCAGACUAAAUUACUCAUUAUGGCUUCAGCUAUGAUGGCUGAAUCAAGGUAUGCUUUACUUAUAGUUGAUAGUGCCAUGGCUCUUUAUAGAACUGAUUAUUCUGGUAGAGGUGAAUUAUCUGAUAGACAAAGGCAUUUAGCUAGAUUUUUAAGAAUGCUUCUACGAUUAGCUGAUGAGUUUGGUGUCGCCGUUAUCAUAACCAACCAAGUGGUUGCCCAAGUUGAUGGGGCUGCAAUGUUCAAUGCAGACCCAAAAAAACCCAUUGGUGGAAAUAUAAUGGCACAUGCCUCUACAACCAGGUUGUACUUGAGAAAAGGCAGAGGCGAGACUCGUAUGUGCAAAAUUUAUGACUCACCAUGUUUGCCAGAGUCUGAAGCCAUGUUUGCUAUCAAUCCUGAUGGUAUUGGAGAUGCCAAGGAGUAA